Cryptomeria japonica (Japanese cedar) is the source of this 1094-nucleotide messenger RNA. Its product is annotated as ethylene-responsive transcription factor ERF024-like. Gene Ontology annotation, biological process: regulation of DNA-templated transcription. Gene Ontology annotation, molecular function: DNA binding; DNA-binding transcription factor activity. The record is from RefSeq and is a predicted model, not a curated record. The transcript has a single exon. Lineage: Eukaryota; Viridiplantae; Streptophyta; Pinopsida; Cupressales; Cupressaceae. Bases 317 to 958 code for a protein of 213 amino acids.
UGCACAGAAUAGGCCCCUUUUAAAUCUAUCGUCUCCAUAAAUCUGUCGUCUCAAUCCAGACAGGUGAGGCUUGAAGCGCUAGUACGAGGGUCGAAAACCUGGGCACUAUUAUUUAGUGUCUUACUGCCCACAAAUUACAAAGUGCGCUGCCAGGUGUAAGCUAUACCAACAAAUUCACUAUCCACCUCCUUCUCGAUGAGGACAGGCACCGAGUAAUAGCCAUGUCGUUCCUGGGCCACAAGUUUUUCAGUAUAUUAGUGGAAUUUCAAGAAUCCUAGAACUCCGGCUAUUAUUUCAGCGCAGCAAAGUAAUUGCUAUGGCUUCGGCAAGUGAAACUGACAAACCGAAACGAAGCGAAGUUUCGAAUGAAAGAGAAGAGAGAAAGGAGUUGAAGUACAGAGGGGUGCGCCGUCGGAGUUGGGGAAAAUGGGUGUCUGAAAUUCGGGAGCCGAAAAAGAAGAGCAGAAUAUGGCUCGGCUCACAUGACAAUCCUCACAAAGCUGCUCGCGCCUACGAUGCUGCUGCUCUGUGUUUGAAGGGUCCCUCCGCUCUGCUCAAUUUUCCUCACGCUGCCCACACUCUGCCCCGCCCCACUCAAUCUCUUCCCCAAGACAUCCAAUCCGCUGCUUUGGAGGCUGCGCGCUCAUUCGAUGCGCACAAACUGCUUAUACUUUCUCCCCCCUCAUCAUACUCCCUGCAACCCCAACCCUCAGAUCCCCCUGAAGAAGAUAUCGAGAGACAAAAUUGCUGUGAAUCGAGCAACGGAGAAACCCAUGAGCAGGCUGAUACAAUGCAGUCAAUGGGCGAAGUGGAUUCGUGGGCAGAUUUGCUGGUGGCCGAGUCGCCCAAUAUGAUGUUGAGUAUGGCGGAGGGUCUUCUUCUCACACCUCCUCGAAUGGAUGAAUACGAGGAGGAGAGUAAAUCAAUGGAGCCUCUUUAUUCCCUGUGGAAUUAUUGACUGAUUACAGAGUGUCUUUUUCUAACUUUGGUUACUGCAUGCAGAUUAUAGUUACUAACUGUACUGGCUUAGUGUAAAGUACGGAAUGCAUUGGCCGACUCAUUCGGCUCCCUUACAGACAUAUUUUGGUUAAUUA